Glycine soja is the source of this 1428-nucleotide messenger RNA. RefSeq lists its product as uncharacterized. The transcript is spliced from 7 exons. Bases 245 to 1174 code for a protein of 309 amino acids. Gene Ontology annotation, molecular function: zinc ion binding. The record is from RefSeq and is a predicted model, not a curated record. Lineage: Eukaryota; Viridiplantae; Streptophyta; Magnoliopsida; Fabales; Fabaceae.
AGGUUUGCUAUCACCAUCAGCCUCGGGUUUACCUCGUGAAAUGGAAGAAUCGAGCACAAAAAAGUCCAAAACAGUACCUUGAAGUUUGAACCUUGCCGUUUAUUAUCAAACAGGAUAGCAUUGCCCUUCUAUUGUUACUGUUAUCAUCGACAUUCUUAACUCUUAAGAACUGAUUCACCAAGGACCCCUCUGAAUUUCAGGGUUUUCAAUUUUCUAAACCUGCUUGAUCGAACAGUAACCAUCAAUGAAGGGGGAAGUGCAGCUUCAGCCUCCAGCGGUUAUGCAAAACCCUAGUGAUUCGGACCCUUUGCUCCAUAACCAGGAGGAAGAGGAUGGGUCUCCGGGAAGCUCUGGUGAGAUCAAGAAUGAGGAAGAAGACGUUGAGGCUGGAUUACUCCCCUGUUGUCGAAUUUGCCUCGAAAGCGAUUCCGACCCAGAGGAUGAAUUGAUAUCUCCGUGCAUGUGCAAAGGGACCCAACAGUUUGUCCAUCGUUCAUGUCUUGAUCAUUGGCGCUCAGUAAAGGAAGGAUUUGCCUUCUCACACUGCACAACCUGCAAAGCCCAAUUUCAUCUUAGAGUUGAAUCGUUUGAGGACAACUCUUGGCGUAAAAUAAAGUUCAGACUUUUUGUGGCAAGGGAUGUUUUCCUUGUUUUUUUGGCUGUACAAACUGUGAUUGCAGCUAUUGGUGGCUUUUCAUACAUCAUGGACAAAGAUGGUUCCUUCAGGAACUCAUUUGAUGAUGGUUGGGAUAGGAUACUGUCAAGGCAUCCUAUUCCAUUUUAUUAUUGCAUCGGAGUGCUGGCCUUCUUUGUACUGAUUGGGUUUUUUGGUCUCAUACUGCAUUGCUCCUCCCUCAAUAGCAAUGACCCCAGAAUGGCUGGCUGUCAAAACUGUUGUUAUGGUUGGGGCAUCUUGGAUUGCUUUCCUGCGUCAAUGGAGGCAUGCUUUGCCCUUGUGGUUGUUUUUGUUGUCAUCUUUGCAAUUCUUGGUAUAGCUUAUGGUUUUCUUGCUGCCACCAUGGCCAUUCAAAGAAUAUGGCAGAGGCACUACCAUAUCCUCACCAAGAGGGAGCUUACAAAGGAAUACAUAGUAGAGGAUCUUGGUGGCUGUUAUUUCCCACCCAAGUUGGACCCAGAACAUGAAGGUCGCUUGAAAAUGCUUAAGCUCUUGUAAAUUAGGGAGCACGCACCUGUAGAAAUGUUUUUGAAUAAUUUUGAGUAUCAAGUUGUUUCUUUAUUUGACCGUUACGGUCUCGUGCUCAGCAACCUUGUUUGCUAGUGCUUGGAAAUGGUUUAUAUCAUCGUUUUCUUUUAUUUUUUUAAACAAAGAGUCUGGAUCCUUGCCAGAUUCUGUAUACUACAAAUCUGACUGGAAAAAUUAUGAAAAUAUAUGCUGAUACUUGUCCAUGCACCAUGAUUUACCUUUAA